Molecule: messenger RNA, 3714 nt
Organism: Pseudozyma flocculosa PF-1
Lineage: Eukaryota; Fungi; Basidiomycota; Ustilaginomycetes; Ustilaginales; Ustilaginaceae
Exons: 5
Coding region: 1-3714 (1237 amino acids)
Cellular component (GO): endoplasmic reticulum; GPI-anchor transamidase complex; membrane
Molecular function (GO): dol-P-Man:Man(5)GlcNAc(2)-PP-Dol alpha-1,3-mannosyltransferase activity
Source: RefSeq, a predicted model, not a curated record
AUGCCGCCCGCCAUAGCACACUCGCCGACGUCGUCGAGACCCUCGACCGGCAGCGCCGGCCAAAUGACCGCCAGGCGCAUCGCCACCGACCUCGUCCGCCUCGUCGACACCGUGCUCCUCAGACAAGCCGGCUAUCUCGUCCUCGUGCCCGCCCUCGUCCUCGUCGAGAUCGCCCUCUGCGUCGCCACCAUCCGCAAGGUCCCCUUCACCGAAAUCGACUUCCAGACCUACGUCCAGCAGGCAAACCUCUUCCUCGAUGGCCAGACAAACUACGCCUACCUCGACCCUCCCGGCGGCAGCGGGCCCUGCGUCUACCCGGCAGGCCACAUCUACCUCUUCUCCGCCUUCUCCUACCUCACCCGCAGCGGCCAGGAUCUGCUCCCCGCCCAGGCCGUCUUUGGCGCCUUCAUGAUCCUCACCUUCUUUGCCAUCGCCGCCCUCUACCGCGCCGCCGCCGCGCCCCCGCUCCUUCUCAUCCCGCUCGUCCUGACAAAGCGCAUCCACUCCGUCUUCCUCCUGCGCAUGUUCAACGACCCGCUCGCCCUUUUCCUCGCCUACGCAUCCUUUGUCGUCGCACAGCGAAACGCCUGGAGGUCUGCCUCGCUCGUCUUCAGCCUCGCCCUCAGCAUAAAGAUGAACGUCCUCCUCUUCCUCCCCGCCUUUGCCGCCGCUCUCUUCCUCUUUGCCGGCUUCGUCGGCCUGCUUCAGGGCCUCGCCCUCAUCCUCGCCGCCCAGGUCGCCCUCGCUUGGCCCUUUAUCGCCCACGACCCCGCCAGCUACCUCGCCUACGCCUUCAACCUCUCGCGCCAGUUCGAGUACCGCUGGACGGUCAACUGGCGAUUCGUCGACGAGGACACCUUCCUCUCCCGCCCCUUCUCGCUCGCCCUACUCGGCGUCCACCUGUCGCUGCUCGUCGGCUUUGGCCUCUUUCGCUGGACCGGCCUGGGCCGCAAGCCCUUUUCCUGGCUCAAGAGGCGGUGGAGCAAGACGGCCGACGACGGGCGCAUGUCGCAGGAUCAAGCCCGCGAUCUGCUGCUGUUGCUCUUCACCGCAAAUCUCGUCGGCAUCGUCUGCUCGAGAAGCCUCCACUACCAGUUCUACUCGUGGUACUUUCACCAGAUCCCCUUUUUGCUCUGGCAGGCCAACCUCCCGCUGCCCAUCAAAUUCGUGCUUCCAGCAGCCAUCGAGUGGUCCUGGAACGUCUUCCCAUCCACCAACGCAUCCUCUGGCGUCCUCCUCGCAUCCCACCUCAUCAUGCUCGCCGGUCUCUGGACGUCUCGAAGCUACGGGCCGGACACGCAGCUCUCGAUCGCCAGCGAUGGACACGACGCCGAGACCAAGGUGCGUCCCGCCACCGUUGCGGGCAACCAGGACGUCGAAGAUGACCUCGAGGUCGAGCGCCUCGUCACCGGCAAGCCCCGAGCGCCGACCGCAGAGGUCGACCCAGCGACGAAGACGACUGAGCCCGAGGCACCGGCAGAAGAUCUGAGCGAGGACGGCGAAGAGGACGACGACGUCGUCGACGAGGAAGACGCCCUGAUCAAGACCUUCCGGAAGCGCAUCGCCGUGCGCAAAAAGGUCGUCGGAGCCAUCGGACGGGCCAUGCCGACGAUCCGACGCCUGCUGGUGGUGGCGGCGCUGGCGCUGCUCUUCGUCAUACCAGACCCGCACUCUCCGCUGUCAAAGGGGGUCUACGUGGAUGAGAACGCGCUCCAGCCGGGCCAGGCCCAGGUCUACUGGGACUACUUCGACGUCACCUACGCCGACAUGGUGUCGGAAAAGGUGGAUCGCAUUGGCCGCUUCGGCGACCGCGCCGCCCGCGCCGAGCUCAUCCGCUCCGAGCUGGCCUCGUACGGCCUCCAAGCGCAUCUGCAGAACUACAGCUAUCCCGCCGUCCUUGUCGCGCCCGCAGGCGAGGAUCCCGAGGCGCGCACGGGCACCAACGUCUACGCGCGCUCGCCCUCGCCCCGCAUCGACGGGAGGGAGGCCAUCAUCAUCUCGGCCAGCUGGCGAUCGAGGUGGCGCGGUCAGAACGACCCUUUCUCCGAGCCGGAUGCUGCCGCCCAGGCCGUCGACCGGGGCCUUGCGCCGCGCAGGAUCAAUGUCCGCGGCAUUGCCAGCCUGCUCGUGCUGGCGCGCUACCUCUCGACGCAAAACUUCCUAAGCAAGGACCUGAUCUUUGUCGUGAGCGACGGCUACCUCGAAGGCAUCAACGCCUGGUCCUCGGCCUACUUUGACGGCCGGCCCGGUGGCGCGAUGGAGCAGGGCGACAGAGACACCGCCGCCUUUGCGCCGAUACACGACGGCGGGUCGCAGGUAUGGAACGCCCUGUCGCUCGACUACCCGUCCGACUCGUUUUCCAAGCUGGCACUGCUCUACGAGGGCAUCGAUGGCCAGCUGCCCAACAUGGACAGCCUCAACACGCUGCUCAAGAUCGCCGAGAGGGUGGGCGACGGCGUGCCCGUGUCCUUGUACGGAGAGGUCGAAAGCUUCGAGGCGGCGGGCGCGUCCAAGCAGUCGUGGCUGAAGCCGUUGCUCGAUCUGAUCGGCAUGGGCUGGGUCGAGACGAGGAUGUACGAGGACGGCCUCCGCGCCGCGCUGCAUCAGAUGCGGCAUGGUGCCACCGGUCAGACGACGGGCGCCCACGGCGUGUUCCAACGGCACCACAUCGAUGCCUUCACCGUGUUUGCCGUGCCGGCGCGCGGGCCGUACGGCUUCUACCACCUCGGACGCAUCGUCGAGUCGUACGUGCGCUCGAUGUCGAACCUGCUGGAGCGGCUGCACCACUCGCAGUUCCUCUACCUGCUCGUCUCGUCUCGCCGCUUCGUGCCGAUCGGCGUGGCCAUCCUGGUGCCGCUGCUGCUGUCGAUCUCGAUGACGCUGUCCGGCCUGGCGGCGUGGUACCGCGAGGAGGAGCGCAGCUUGGAGAGGAAGAGGGCGUGGAGGUCGCGCGUCGGCCUCGAUGCGGCCAGCGUCGAGGGCGUCGACGCCGACGCCGACGUCGACAUGGAGGAGCCGUCCGAGUGGCAGACGCGCGGGCGGUGCGCCACGCUGUGGAUCAAGCACGGCAAGGCGGCGGGCGGACUCGCCGUCAAGGAGAUCGAGGCUGAGGUCGAGCGGCUGCAGCAGACGGGGCGACCUUGGAAGGCUGCAGUUGCGCUCCUCGUCGCUGCCAUAUCGAGCGGCGCGCUGGUGCUGGCGCAGCUGCGCCGGUCCGACAUCGAGCUCGGUGGUCUGUCCGGCAACACCCGCAUCGCCGUCCUGGCUGCGACUCUCUUCAUGCCCGCGCCGCUGGCCGCGCUGGUCAAGUACCGGUCACACUGCGCCGCCGACCAGCUGCGGCCGCUGCUCCGCACCGUCACGCUGCUCUACAGCGGCAUGACGAUUGCGGUGCUGGCGACGGUUAACGUGUCGCUCGCCACGUUUCUUGCCCUCGUCCUGGUGGUGCUCCACGCCCCGCUGCCCUCUGCGCUCAUGGCGUGGGCGCUGUCGUGGGCGCUCAACCCGCUCGUGAUCCCGCUGCUGGUCGGCGCCGUCGACGCAGCGGGCCAGGUGACGGCGCCCCUCGAGACGGCCCUCUACGACUGGAGGGUCACGCGCAGCCGGACGGUGGAUACGUGGGCCCUCAUCUGGUGGCCCGUCGCCGUCAUCCGGGCCAUCGAGGCCGCGCUGGCGCUCGCCUCGUCGUCGUCGGCGGCGGCGGCGUCGUUGUGA